Musa acuminata subsp. malaccensis (wild Malaysian banana) is the source of this 520-nucleotide messenger RNA. The record is from RefSeq and is a predicted model, not a curated record. Lineage: Eukaryota; Viridiplantae; Streptophyta; Magnoliopsida; Zingiberales; Musaceae.
UCAUCCGCUGGUUUUAGUAGAUGGCCAGCAGAAGGCCCAGUGCCUCAGAUGAGGAGCUCAGAGAGCUCAUCGCUAGGCUCCAAUCCGGUCUUCCCGAGACACACCAUCGUAGCAGGAAAGGAGCUUCAGCUGCAUCGCUACUGAAGGAGACGUGCGAGUACAUUAAGAGCCUUCACCGGGACGUCGACGAACUCAGCGACCGCCUGUCGGAGCUGGUGGCAACCAUGGACGUGAACGGCGCACAGGCCGAGAUCCUGCGGAGCCUCUUCCGUUCCUGACCACCUUCUGCUUCAUCUUCUCAGCUCGGCAGAGAUCGGCAUCGCCAUACAUGUAGAAUGCACCUUAAGCCAUAUCAGAUCUAACGACUGUAGGUAGUAUUUGCUUCUAUUUUCGUACACUACAUUCACUGUGAGGUCCGGCUCGAGUUGCUUCAUCUAUAGAAGACCCGAGCGGCCACUACUUCGAACGGACAUUCAUGUACGCCAUGCGGCUUCUACUUGGUCUCCAUAUAUAGUUUAUU